CGAUCAGCGGUCAGAUCUCAUUCAUGAGCAUCAUCAUGUCUGUGUCUGUUCUGCUCUCAGCUCUGCUGCUGCUGGUCUCCACAGCCUCAGCUUCACACUACUAUGGAGGAACAAUGUCCUUCGACCCACGAAAGAAUCCUGAUGGAUCCUAUAGGGUGGAUAUCCGCUUCAAGGAGGCCUAUCAUAGCUGUGAUAUAGGUGAUUACUGGUAUUGCGGGUCUGGAAAUUGUGGCAGUAAAAGCACUUAUGUGAGCGGUCAUGUGGACGACAGUCCUAACGGUGGUAGCUGGUGCCAGACUGAGGGAGUGAUGAAAAGAUCCGUCUCCAACAACAGCCCAUUUCAGCUAUACAAAAGUAGCUGCUGCUGGAUCUACAACAGGGUCUCAAAUUCUGGAAACUGGAGACUUCUCACACAUAUUGACCUUGGAGAAAGAUCUGACACCUCUAAACCCAACAGAUCUCCAGUCGUCACCACACUUCCCAUUGUUAGAGUUCCUCAAAACUGCGCCAGGGACUACAAUCUUUUGUCCUGUGAUCCAGAUCAUGACCAGGUCAGGUGUAGAUAUGGAGUUUUCUCUGCAAAUGAGUGUGGAAUGUGCAACCAACAUGCUGGAUUCAGUUUGGACCAGAGCACCUGUACUCUGUCAUACUCUGCCAACACUACUCGUGGUGUUUAUGCAUUUGAGCUGGUCAUGGAGGACUAUCCCACCCAGAACAUAACUCUAAACUACACUGCCCUGGCCUCGGCAUUCAGGACUCCCUUUAAUGCAUCCUCCAAUCCACCACUGAGCAAAAUACCUCUCCAGUUUUCUUUAGAAGUGGAGGCUCCUGCACCAUCUUGCACUGAGGGUGAAUAUCUACCUCGGUUCAUCCACCCAACACCUCAACACGGAGAACAUCUACAGGCUCGGGUCAAUCAAGAGCUAGAGAUCAGAGUAAAGGCUACUGCAACCUUCUCAAGCAUCACUGAUGUGGUCUUUAGUGGACCUCUGAACAGCACAAAGGAGACCACCACCACCGGGGACUAUGUGAUCAACUGGACACCAACGUCAGAGAAUUACGGCCAACAUUUUCCAAUCUGCUUCAUUGCAGAGGGCCUAUAUGGGUCCAGGAACUAUCAGUCUGAGAUGAGGUGUGUAAUUGUUGUGGUGGAGGCUGCAGGUCCAAGAGCACAAGUGACCUGCACUAGGGACACAAUGUCUGUGUCAAUAGAAAGAGCCACUAUUUCAGGAAUUCAUGGAGAUCACUUGCGGCUGAACAACAAUGCUUCCUGUGCAGUUUCGUCUAAUAACACGCAUGUGUUUACAACGUUCUCUCUAAAUGCAUGCGGUACUCAGAUUGAAGAGACUGAUGAACAUCUCCUCUUCAAGAACACAAUAGUUACAUUUGAUAAUCCAAACCUUAUCAUAACCAGGAAAAACGUAUUUGAAAUUGAAGUUGCGUGCAAGUACCAGAAAAAGAGCAGCAUCACCACAAGGUUUGAUGCUCACAGGCCAGCCGUCAACUUCAGCGAGAGAGGCUUCGGCUCAUUCAGCUAUCAGUUUGAAUUCUAUCAGUCUGGUAGUUUCAGAAAUGUAAGAGAUCCCAACACUUACCCACUGGAGUACACAGUUGGAGAAACAAUCUACAUGGAGAUUGAACCUGUCAAUUUAGUUCAAAACACUGAGGUCUUCCUUGAGUCCUGUGUAGCUACACCCUAUGAUAGUCCCAACUAUCCCAUCUCUUAUCCCAUCAUCACAAAUGGAUGUGGGGUUGAUGAAACGGUUAACAUCUACACAAGUCACCAGUCCAAUGUCAAGUUCAGUUUGGAGGCCUUCAAGUUUAUCGGACAAUAUGACCAGGUGUUCAUCAGCUGCUCUAUUAUCAUAUGUCAAGCCAACAAUCCCAGCACACGCUGUGCUCAGGGCUGCACCAACGGCACACAGAUCACACCGUCCUCACAUGUUCACAAAAGAGAAGCUGCCAUCCAGACCGGAAGCCACUUUAUCUCCCAGGGACCCCUGCGGCUGAGGAGGAGCGCAUCACUUACCGACGCCAUCAGCCCAAGCUUGAACCUGAACCUUGUUUUUGUGGCUGGAUGCGUCGUAGCAGUAGUUGCCAUGGUGUGUGGAAUGAUGGUCUAUAAAGCCAGGGGAUCAAAGGUCAACUACCAACUCCUGAAAUCAGAUGAGAUUUGAUCAGAUCAGAGUACAUCAGCUAAUUAAUAUGCAGUGGUGGGAUGUACUUUUUUGGGUUCUAGAAAGAAAAUGUUUUAUGUGUUUGAUAAAAUGUUACUAUAAUAAAAACAUCUGUUCUGUCUGCAUGAAUAAAAUCUGCUGUUUCUCGGCAAUAUUGUAUGUUCUGCAGAAAUUCUAAUCCAGUACAUGUUUUCUGUAUCUAAUAAAGUGUGGAUGAGGGAUGGAUUGUA
This is a messenger RNA of Puntigrus tetrazona (Sumatra barb), 2407 nucleotides long. RefSeq names its product deleted in malignant brain tumors 1 protein-like. The transcript is spliced from 13 exons. Bases 24 to 2177 code for a protein of 717 amino acids. The record is from RefSeq and is a predicted model, not a curated record. Lineage: Eukaryota; Metazoa; Chordata; Actinopteri; Cypriniformes; Cyprinidae.